AUGUUGAAGUUCGUAGAUAUAGCUGUUGUAGAUGUUGUAUUAGACGGCAUGUGGACUGACACGACCAGAGCUCGUAUUGUUUGGGAAUAUCACGACGCGACCGGAAAUGAUAAAAGGAAAGUGCGGCAGGUGGAUUGGAGCAAGUCGCGGGACAGAGGAAUGCGUCUAUUAUUAGAGGCCGGCGCCGGCGCGCCACCAACAGGGAGCCCUGUU
Brenthis ino (lesser marbled fritillary) is the source of this 213-nucleotide messenger RNA. The record is from the annotation of a GenBank genome assembly. NCBI's taxonomy places the organism in Eukaryota, Metazoa, Arthropoda, Insecta, Lepidoptera, Nymphalidae.